Molecule: messenger RNA, 2658 nt
Organism: Salvia hispanica
Lineage: Eukaryota; Viridiplantae; Streptophyta; Magnoliopsida; Lamiales; Lamiaceae
Source: RefSeq, a predicted model, not a curated record
UCGGAAACGACCGUUAUGUUUUCUUAUCUUCUUCAUCAUCAAUUCUCCUCCUCGUCAUAAAACACUCUGUUUUUGCUUUGAUUUUUUUAAUGGCGAACGAUUUCGUGUUCACCGAGGAAGAAAUGGCGGUUGACGGAGGCCUAGGCUACCCGACAGCCUUCGCCAAGCUCUGUCGAGAUCGGAGUUUCGGGCCAUUCAGCCAUGGCCCGCCCUAUACCUUCACCCCUUAUGCUUUGGUUCAGCAAGAGGAAGCAAGAGCAAAGGAAUUGGAUGAACUUUUCCCACUGACUGAUCCGAAAGCGAAACCUACUACAAAGCCCAAGAUCUUCUUGAAUCUUCUAUGGAAACAGCUCAACCAUCUUGGGAAUGCUGGUUUUGACCCUGAAAUUAUUCGUGUGGAUCCGUAUGGCAAUGUUCUGUAUUUUCAUGCUGAUGCUGCUUCCCCUCUUGCAUGGGAUAUUGAUCACUGGUUUCCUUGCUCAAGAGGAGGAUUGACUGUUCCAAGCAACCUCAGAAUCUUGCAGUGGCAAGUGUGUAGAAGGAAGCAUAACAAGCUAGAAUUUCUGAUUCCCUGGUGGGAUUUGCAAGUAGGCAUAUCCAUUAACCAGUUCUUGUCCAUCUUCGCCUCAUCUAACUCAGAUUUCAGGCGGAGGGCGUUUGCAUGGUUGUUUUAUGAAGGGGAAAGUGAAGAACUCAAUUCUUCACAGACAGUUGAUUCCCACACGUUCCCCCAGCAUUUCUUGGAAUCAGAAGGUAGAUUAGGUCUUGCUCCAGCUGCAGUUGUUCAGACGCGACGCGAGUCUCUUGAUGCCCCAUUGAAAUCACUGGAUCACAACAGAAGGCCUAAAUCCAACACUCCCAUAGUAGCAUCUGUGAAAAAAGGCCAACUGCUUUCAAAGGAGAAUAAUAGCGCGUUGAUGGAGACCAACCCGUAUCAAGCCAUUGUCAUGGCAAGAGAUUCUCUAAAACAGCGAGAGGAGGCGUCAAAGAUGCAGGCAGAAAUACAUAGAUUAGAUAACGAAACAUGCGAGUUGCAGCACAAGUCUGAGGAGGAUAAACUAUCUAUUCAAGAACUGGAGCUGGUGCUGGUCAAGAAAAGGAGGCGGGCAGAAAAGUGUCGAAGGCUAGCAGAGUCGCAGUCUUCCUACAGGUUAAUGCUGGAGAAGAUGAUCAGAGACGCCAUGCACCAAAGUGUCGUCUACAAGGAACAAGUGAGGUUGAAUCAAGCGGCAGCUAGUGCUCUCAUGGCUAGACUCGAAGCUCAGAAAGCAAUAUGUGAUUCUGCUGAGAGGGAACUUCAUUUGAAGCAUAAACAGAGAGAUGAGCUGGAGAAACAGAUAAGGCCUGAAUGGGAACAGGCGAGGAAGAGAUCAAGAAUGGAUGAUACACUCACUGAAGAGGAUGACGACCACCAGAUCACUCUAUGUUUGCCAGAAAAUGAGCUAAACAUUCAGCAAGAAAUGGAAAAGAAUGAAAUUGUAUGCGCAGAAACUGCAGUGAACACUCUUCUUUGUUUGCCUGACAUAAAAUCCGCUGCUCAUUCACACAAGGAACUACGGAAGUUCUUGGAGGAGGAGCAGAGAUCUUCGACAGCUAGUCCACUUCCAAACGAGGAACGAGAAGAGGAAGACGUUGAAGGUGAGAAGAAUGAGUCCACUACUAAAAUUAGAGUCUUGAAGCCUGAUCUAAAUAAAACUGGGGACGAUGUUGCUGUAGAGAAUGAGUACAUAGUUGAAGAAAGGCUUGAAAAGCUGGAGAUAGAAGAUGGAGGGAAAGUGUACAAUAUUCAGUUCCCAUUUCCCCACGAAACAGAGGAAGAGGAGGACGAAGAAAGCAGAAGACAACGUGGGAAAGGGAAUAUAGAGAAAUGGAUGCAGUUUCUGCUUGAAAACACGCAAGAAGACACAGAGGUAAACACGCAGACCUCUGGUGGAAAAGAAACAUCCAGGACAGACGAACUAAUCGAGAAGAUGAACAUGAUAUUUCCCCACACAGAUAUUAAAGAUUCAAGGGCUCAGAAAACACAGUGCACAGAGGCUGUGAAACUGGUUGGAAAAAAGAUGGAUGGUCAGCCAGUUGUCUCCGAUAUAAGUGACAAGAACUCAGAAGGGGAUAAAGAGAAUGACAAAAACAUGGCAAAUAUCAACACCUCUUUCAAGAACCCUCCUUACAGAGCUGUGCCACAGAAGAUAACAACGAAGGAAUCAGCUUCGCUUGGUAAAGGAGUAAGCAGCCCCGAUGAGAUAAAGGGGAAAGAAAGGGGACUAGUGAGGUCAGAGAGUGCCCGGGCGUUUCGCCGUAUACCAUCAUCUCCCUCUCUUUUAUUGGAAGGCGUGAAAAAGAGAGUGGACUGCAUAAGAAGAAAACCCUUGGUACUUGAUGAUAAUGAUGGAAAUGAGAGCGUUGGAGCCAGAAAAAGCUUCAUGAACUCUUCCAUCAAAACCAUCAAGAAAGCAGUGAGGAUUUAGAUUGUGCAUGUGGUUAGGUUAUAUGUGUGUAUUAUUUGUUGAGAGGCAAACAAAAAAAAGAAUUGGUGUGAUCUUUUUUCUUUGAUUCUUUGAGUUGUUGGGCACUUGGGCUUGUUGUUUGAUCAUAUUCAUAUUGGUUUGUGGAAAUAUAUGUAUGUAAUAACAGCUUGUUGUUUGAUCUUUUAUCCAA